Perca flavescens (yellow perch) is the source of this 1494-nucleotide messenger RNA. Its product is annotated as pancreatic secretory granule membrane major glycoprotein GP2. Bases 40 to 1494 code for a protein of 484 amino acids. Lineage: Eukaryota; Metazoa; Chordata; Actinopteri; Perciformes; Percidae. The transcript is spliced from 11 exons. The record is from RefSeq and is a predicted model, not a curated record.
CGUUCAGAUGUGCCAUUUUUGGACUCCUUGACAAUAACUAUGGAAGGUUCAACAAUCUAUCUUGGACAAGGGGGACUAGUUCAGGUUAAUGGCCAAACACAAACAAUCAAUGCCACGGCUCAGCUGAUUAACGGUAUGCUGUUCUACAAGGACCAGGAUGGAGUCAUUUUUGCUGGUGUUUCACUCCAAAUCUUUUUUGAUGGCAACACUGCACUAAUCGCAGGACUUGCUACAGCUUCAGAAGGCUUGUGUGGUAACCCCAUCAACGGAAAUCAGACCUUCAAUCUGGCUGCAGAGAAGUCUUCCUCCAGUGUGGCUGGCUGCGAGAUCCUGUACAGCGACACACCCAACAAUACGACCAACUGCAACAUUACAACUGAACACUGUAAUCUCCUGAUGCAGGCACCCUUCACAGAUUGCCACAGCCAAGUUGACCCAGCUCCCUACAUAACCGCCUGCGCAGAAACUUCUUGCAAAUUCCAGACCGAGGAAGGCCUCGCUCUCAGCUGCCAGUUUUUUUUCUCUUACGCCAAGACCUGCGGUCUGAACCCCAACAUCACACUGGGCGACUGGAGGUCACCGACCGUUUGCCCUGUCCCUCAGGUCUCCUGUAUGGAGAUGUACUGCAGUGAUAACGAGUUCUGCGACGAGAACAACGGUGAACCCCAAUGCCUCUGUCGGGCUCUUUUUGCCGCCAAGUACACACCAACAAACUCUUUAGGUGACCCGACAGUCUGCAUGGGGAGUUCUGCCACUCUUACUCUGGCUGAAUGUCUGCUCAGCGCCAAAAAGAUCGACUACACCACCUUACGCCUCCUAGACGAGAGCUGCAAAGGACACUUGGACAACGAGACCCACAUGGUGACUUUCAGCUUUGACAGCAGCAACACCUGCGGGACUGAGGUCAUGAGCAACAACGCAAGCCAAAUCAUCUACAAGAACACCAUCACGUUGCAGAACAGCUCCACGGACGUCAUCACCCGCCACGACCAAGUCAGCAUCGACUUCUCCUGCUUGUACACAGUGCCAGACAUCAGGAGUGUGUCCUUCAAAAUCAAAGAGAGCUCCGUGGUGCAGGAGAUUGUAUCUGGAAUUUGGAAUUACACUCUGAUGAUGAAUGCGUACAUCGAUGCUCAGUUCGUGAAUCUUGUCGGGCCAAACACUGAGCUGGUGCUGGACCAGAAGGUCUGGGUGGAGCUGAUGACGGGGGGGCUGGACUACAACUUGGUCUCCUUGGUGACCGACUCCUGCUGGGCGACCAACCAGCCGUCACCAAAUGCAAGUCUGCGAUACGACCUCAUCAUCAACGGAUGCCCGAACCCCGCUGACCACACGGUGAGGGUGCAGGGAAACGGACUGGGAACAUCCAACGUCUUCUCUUUCAACAUGUUCCAGUUCUCUGGGAAAGCUGGCGACCUCUACCUGCACUGCCAACUGGAGCUGUGCCCCAAACAUGGCAGCUCCUGCGCUCCGCUCCCCAUCCUCUCGUUCUGA